AUGCCACCCAAAAGAAACCUGACACCUAAACAGCUGUCAAAUAGCCUGAGCUACGUGCAAAAGGAAGCUCCCUUCCUGGCACGCCUCAAGAACCAGAAUCAGGAAAAGGAAAAGACAGCUAGGAAAUUUGAGAAUUACGAGGAUGGCCAAGACGAUGAUGAUUAUGACGAACUGGAUGGAGCACAAGUAGUGGAACUGGAUGCCAAAGGACGAGAGGUGUUCAAAAAGCAGGAUGAGGAGGACGAGAAGGACCAAGAUGAAAAAGAGGAGGCAUCCAAAGAGCCAGAAGCACCAGCAGUGGAUGAAAACGGCCGCCUCUUGUUUCGCAAACAAGCGGCUUCAUCAAAGCGCAAAUUGCAAUCUAUCAUCGAUGAAGAGAUCCAGAAAUCAGACAAAGCAUCGCUAAAAACCAAGAAGAAAAAGACCAAAUCAAAAUCAAAACCAACAUCCUCUUUACUAUCGUUUGAGCAAGAUGAUGAAUAA
This is a messenger RNA of Mucor velutinosus, 483 nucleotides long. RefSeq lists its product as uncharacterized. Lineage: Eukaryota; Fungi; Mucoromycota; Mucoromycetes; Mucorales; Mucoraceae. Bases 1 to 483 code for a protein of 160 amino acids. The transcript is spliced from 2 exons. The record is from RefSeq and is a predicted model, not a curated record.